Molecule: messenger RNA, 9117 nt
Organism: Gadus macrocephalus (Pacific cod)
Lineage: Eukaryota; Metazoa; Chordata; Actinopteri; Gadiformes; Gadidae
Product: CREB3 regulatory factor-like
Exons: 10
Coding region: 361-2025 (554 amino acids)
Biological process (GO): response to unfolded protein; regulation of transcription by RNA polymerase II
Cellular component (GO): nucleus
Molecular function (GO): DNA-binding transcription factor activity, RNA polymerase II-specific; RNA polymerase II transcription regulatory region sequence-specific DNA binding
Source: RefSeq, a predicted model, not a curated record
CCGAGUUCACUACUUCGCUCUUUAUGUUGUCCUUAAAUCAGGGUCACGUGGACCCGCCCAUGUGACGCCAUAUCCGCUUCCACUAGAAUUACAACAAGCGCUGCUCGUGAACUCAUAUGCCCUCACCCGAACAGAUCUGCACUACUUUCUUUUUCCACGCCUGAUACAGUUUUACCGUUUUAUCAACAGGGAGCUGACUGGUAGGCCAUGGGCAGAGGGAGUUGAACACCCUCACACUGCUGCACUACGAUUGGCUGAGACCCCCCUGACCGGCUUACUACAUCCUCCUUCCACCCAGAAAGUCGCACAGCGUUGGCUCUGUGAACCUACCCUGACACACCCCACCUCCUCGCCCCUGGCAUGCCUCAGCCGGGCAUGAAUGGGCUGGAGCCGGCGUUUGGUGAGGCCUACAGCAACCACCGGGGCCUGCUGAGCCCCUACCCCCCCGCCAUGUCUCCACAGGGGGGCCGGACGGAGUACAACCAGAGCGUGCUGCUGAUGCUGGGCUCCCCGGCGAUGCCACGGAAGCGGCCCUUUGAGUUGCUAAGCGACCUCGUGGACGACGGGGGAUUCGGCGAGGACCUGCACCCGGAGCACUGGGACGUGUCGGAACUGGACGAGAUGGCCCGCUACGCCAAACCAGGCCUGGGGGUGGACGGGGGUCCGGCCGGCACGGAGGAGGAGGCGGUGCUCCUGGGCCGCUGGGGGCGGAGUUCGGAGGAGGAGGAGGAGAGGAGGAGGAAGAGGAUCGCCGGGGAGAACCACGCCACUGAGACGCACGGCGCUGGGGAUCAUUGGGGCGGAGGGGGUGGAUGCGCUGCGGAGAGGAAGCUGUGCCCUGGAGGAGGAAGGGAGGCGGAGGAGAGGGUUUCUAACGUGGAGGUGUACCAGGUGGAGCAGCAGCAGCAGCAGCAGCAGCAGCAGCAAGAAGAAGAACAACAUCAAGAGGAGGAAGGAAGAAGGGGAGGAGGAGGGGGGACAGAGGAGCAGGAGGUUACUGCGUCUUUGGGAGCUCCAGGACUGGAGCUCUGCAGCGAGGAGCACAACUACUCCCUGACCCAGGGAGAAGAGCUGGCGGCUGGGCUUGAGGACGAUGCCCAGGUCCCACCCUACCAGACCCCGCUCAGAUCCCCACAACAACACCAGCAGGAGGAGGUGGGGCAGGACAUGAGUCAACCCAGACUGGAAGAAGAGGAGGAGGAGGAGGAGGAGGAGAAGGAGGAGCAGCAGCAGCAGGAAGAAGAUUAUGAGGAAGACGAAGAGGAGGAGGAGGAGGAGGAGGAGGAAGGGGCGGAGGAAACAGCUGUGGAGGCGGAGGAUUCCAGCUCUUCUGAGUCAGAGUGUGAGGUGGAGGAGCUAGCGGUCAAGCCCAGUGGGGAGCGACCUCAGAAGCGCCGGUGCUUCUGGGAGUACCGGCGUGCCCGCGAGUCCGCUGCCAAGAAGCGUCUGGCGGGGGAGAUGCGCUGGUCGCUCUCCUGGAGUUCCAGCACCCUGCCUAGCACCCUGUACCGCAGAGAGGGGAAGAAGGGCCGUCGCAAGGCCAGAAAGACGGACGCCAGCGACCUGACGCCCAACCCCCAGAAGCUCCAUAGCAUUGGCGAGCAGCUGCAAAAGCUCAACGCCGCCAUCGACGGGAUGGGCCCCGUUAACGACCUGCCCGCCGUCGCCCGCGCUCGCUCCCGCAAGGAGAAGAACAAGCUAGCCUCCAGGGCAUGCAGGCUGAAGAAGAAAGCUCAGCAUGAGGCCAACAAGAUCAAACUAUGGGGCCUCAACCAGGAGUACGAUCACCUGCUGGGGGCUCUGCUGAGGAUCAAGGAGGUGAUCCGCCGGCGCGUGGAGAGCAGCGAGGAAGACGACACGGACGUCCGAGGGAUGACCCAGCGCCUGGAAGACAUCCUCAAAGACUCCAGUGGUCCUCUGGUGGCGGGGCGGACCAAAGACUUUGUGCAGCGGAUCCUGGCGGCCAGCGCGGGGGGGCAGACCAAGCGGACCCCCCAGGGAGGGGACGGGGGUCUGGCGGUCUGAACUUCCACCCCCCUCAUUCACCCCUCUCGUACACCACUACCACCAACCAACCUAUGACCCUUUUCCAGCACCGCAGCCCGGUCUCCGCCUUACGGAGACCCCCUGUGGCGACCGCCGCAACACGCAUCCACACUUACAAACUCACAGUCAGUCCCCAGAGUGCGUGAGAGACGGAGACGGAGGGACAAUUGGAAAGACUUUCCUGCCAAUCUCCCAUUAGUCUCUCACCCCCCCUAAUGUCUCUGGCAAGCUAGAAACUGCUGCUGACUUUAUCCUGUAUGUUCUACUGUGUGUGUGUGUGUGUGUGUGUGUGUGUGUGUGUGGGUGUCUGUGUGUGUGUCUGUGUGCGCGUGUGUGUAUAUAUCUAUCUCUAUAUUUAUAUCUAUAUAAAUAGAUAUAGAGAUACGCUGUUUGAUAGUGUUGUGAUUUCUUGAUUCCUCUCAACGUGCUGUAUUCCUACCCCAUUGUGCCUGAAUAGACAUUGCACUGUUUUAGUAGGAGGUCAUCGUGGAGUGGCCCGUAGUAAUCUGAGGGGAGGCGGUCUUUAAAGGAGAAACAAACCCAAAGCCCAUUUCGAGAUUGGUUUGCAUUGACUCCCUCUCUAGGUUACACCCAUGCAAUUGCAUCCAUAACCUGGGAUUGGCAUACAUGGGUACCAUGGUUACCCGGUCACCUGCCGGACGAGUGUCGAUGCGACACAGCUGUCCCCGGCUCAUUGCCGACCUGAAGGGGCGUUUACAGUGGCGCCGCAAGCCCUGCCCCACCAGGAAAAGAAACAACAACCUCAAAGUAUUUUUAAAAGGGGGGAGUCAGGAGGUUUGGUUCUCCUUCUUUAAGUAAGGGAGUGGGCGGGGCAUACACAAGGCCUCUCCCGCUAAAUGAAGCCAGUGUUGCCAAGCGACCCGUGCUGGCUGGCAUCCCCCGUACCGAUGCCCUGUUCUAUUAUCCACCCUGGAGCUCCGCCCCAGCGCUAGGGGAGUGAGAUGCGCAGUCCUAGCAUUUGACGUAGACCUUCCUGUUUUUUUGAUUAAGCCAAAGCGCUUGGUGCACUUGUUGGAAGACGCCUAACUGGCGAUGCUGCAUCACUGUUAUCAUGUUUAACGUUGACACCAAGUGAUGAAAUCAUGUGAUCAGUUCAGUCCGAUUUCAAACACCAAAAAUAAAUUACUGGCGAAUAGGAAAGUGGAUAAUUCACCAAGUGGACCGUGACUGUGGAUAAUGGAACGGGGUAUGGUUGAUCUAUGUCAAUCAACCCCUGGAGGAGUGAGGUUAUUCCUCUACCAGUGCAGACCUGAGACUGUUUAUAGUUGUUUCUCAUCCCUCAAACUCCCCAAACAAACAAAUCGAUGUCGAAGGAGCACAGUGUAAGGUUCCCUAGUGCUUCACAAGUUAACAUUCUCAAAACCUAACUUUAUAUAGUUAGCUGACUUGACGUAUCCAGUUAAAACUGGACACGUCAAUAAAAAGACACAAAUACCUGCUUAUUUAAGGUAGGAAGUAUCAAUCGUACACAGUGCCCCUUCCAAAUCAAACCAACUGACUAGAAUGCACCUUACUGCACCAAAGUGACCAAAGAGUAUUGAAUCGGACUGCAGAAAAUGUCCAUCUCGGAUUCUAAUAGUAAUGAUGGUAGGUAGAGGGUCGAUAAUUAAAUUAUUAUUGGCUGCUCUCCUAUACACCCUGAAUGGUGGAUGGAUAAUAAGGGUUCGCCCUAAUGCACUAUGACCCCCGUUGAGGUGUCCAAACCAGCAGGUCUGGGAUGCAGCCUCUAUCCUGGGAUGGCCGGUCCAGCCUGGCUGUCUCUCUGCCCCACCAUUGGCUGUAUUUUGUGGGUUUCCCUCAAAGUGUCAAUAUUUUUUCCCCCCCGAGCCACCUCCACAACCCCCUGACCUUAAUAUGUAGCAGACCCAGCAAGAGGAGACGUCUCCAGCGUUCAGGGAGUGGGGGUCCUGCCCAUGUCGUUGGCUCCGCCUCUGCUCUGAGCGGAGUGCGGUGGGAGUCUUAAAGGUUAAACCUUGACCCGUGUUGCUGUAUCCUGAGCCCCAAAACUCGGGGGGACUUCCACUUUUUGAUCGCGGAAAUUCAACCUCUGAGCAUGCGUUCCUAAAUUGUCAAUGACAAAUGGGCAUACUGACAAAAGUAUGUUCCAGAUGCUAUAAAAGUAAAUGUUUGUUAAAUUGAUAAAUUUUUGUGUGGGAUCGAUUUUUGGCAAAGUCGGGCCCAUCCAGUGGGCGUCGAGCUCCUAGAGCCGUUUUGAAAAAAAACUGCCUUUACUUUGGUUGUCUCUUGCCCUAUUCAGACCGUGUUGUCCGAGGUCUCUAAACUUUGUUGGACAUAAAUGACAAGGACCCUUACCCAUUGCACUGUGGCAAGAUCACCCGAGCACCUUUGUUUCCUUUUUAAGAGGGCUUUGAACCUUUUUUAUAAUUCUGAAUUUAUCAAGAGGCAUGUAUGUUUCAAUAGUUUUAUUGUAAACUUGUGGUGAGAUGUGUAUCGUAUGGUGCUACCGUACCUGCUAGGGGGAGGUUAAGGCGUGCUAUAUGCCUCGAAUAAGUUAUGCUGGACGGUCUUUUGCAAGGCCAUAAUUCUCAUGGUCAAUCUGUUUUGUAUAGCGUGGUUGUUUUGGGAAGGAGGUUGAAACCACAGCAACGUGUCAUUAUGCCGGAUCAUAAAACCCCUAAUUUAAAAUGUCAUCGUCAAACCCACAGCCCUAACCUGACCCAACCUGACCUCAUUUGACUUGAGAUUGGACUGAGAAAAUAAAACCCACCACACUAAUGCCUAAAGUGUACCCCCUACCUUUCUAUUGAGUACAAAGGAACAAAAGAAUAAGUAACACAGAAGGUGAACACUUUACAGACCCCGAACUAUAGACUAGAGGAAAACCGAGAGCUGGACCCGGAGUGGUUGUAGGGUUAGGCAACACCCCAGAUUGUUGUGGGUUUGUCUGUGACCUGGACUCCUGCCUGGGCGGGGAUCCAAAGCCACUGUCCCAUGGCGGCUACAACUUUGAAGGAAAGGUCCUCACCCGGUGUGGAGGGCCUAAAUCCCCCAACCAGCGGCUUCCUCCGCCCGCCUCUCAGGGGGGCCACGCUGAGAGCUACAGACGCAUUCGUUUUGAGGGGAGGGACGCCGUCUCUGAUUUCACCCUCUCAUGCACGACCCUCGGAUGAACGGGGUGGCCGGGUGAAGUGGUGGGUAAGCAGAGCUCCCCAGCGCUGUUCAGGAACCUGAUGCCCCAGCCAGAUGGGCCCCCCCCCCCUCCCUCCCCCAUGCUCUUUUAAACAAUUUCUUAAUGCCGCAAAAAAUAUCUGCAAUGAGGAGUUGUUUCAAAUCGGCAGUUUUGCCUUCUUGGUCUCAGUGCAUGAAAACCAAAGGUGGGCAAAGUAGGAGUGGAGAAUUCUGGAUAUUUUCUGUUGUUUUUUUUCCAUUAUUUUUCUUUUGUUCCAUGUUCGAGCUGCUACUGUUGGAGUUUCUCCCCUACUGGGGCUUUUUGAACCGGCAAGAGAAGCCACAGGACCCCUGUGUCAGCAAACAACCGACCAUAAUGACAGACACCAGCCUCCUACUGCACUAAUCAAAUGAGAAUACCCGCCAAAAACCAGACGGACCAUUUUGAAUACUUGGGCAAAGCAUGUGAUUUUUUGUUUUGGGUUCACCGAGUUUUCCCUGUUGGCUUUAGACGGGUGUCCUGUAACACAACAGCCCAUCUCCUCAGUGCAUCACUCUAUAGCCCUCAACUAGGGGCAUUCUCAACCGUGAUCACGUUAGCCUGAUCGACAGAUAGGCAACCUGGUAUCUGUAUAGACAACCUUGUCUGUCACAUAACAUAACAACCUUUCAACCUGACCAGGGCAUCGUGAAUGCAUUAACAACUGAGCAGGUUGACUGUUUUUGUCAUUGGCAAGUUUACCAGUCUGCGAUCACAUUCCAACAACGUAGCAAGCCUUCCUUGGUUUCUGUCCAUAUAGCCAUGGAACAUGAGGUUCAAUUCAAACCCUACUUCUAAGUACUGUGAGUCAACUCUUAGCAUUUACCGGAUGCUAGCUUAGCCUUCCUGGUUUUUUUUGUGGCCUUAACCCAUGAUGGAGACAAGACUAGAUUCUGAGCCUGGAUACGAUGUUUGAUAUUUACUGUGUAGAUGACAGGAAUCGGAUCAAAGUGGCUUUAAAGCCAUGACUUAAAGGCCCAGUCAGGAUAUCGGGCACAGUAGCGAUUCUAAGGGUUUGCAUCCCGGGUCUGUUCCAGAGAUGCCCAAGGGACCAGUAAAUGUCUCCCAUACUUGAUGUCCGUCUACUGGGAGAAGGAGGGGGGAGGAGAAACUUCUGAGACGUUUCAACGUUUUUAACUUAUGGCAGUGAUUUAGAAAUCCUUUUGGUGCCAAACGCAAGAAGUUGUAUUCAAGUGUGCUGUGGCUGCUCAUGAGGGUUGUCCCAAACGCAAGGCAGUUCUGCCAACGAAAAUGUUCAUUCCACAUCCAAUGUACUUUGUAUAGCAUGUAGUGCAAUGGAAGAUUAUCUGAACUGAUGUUAGAUACGAUAAUAACUCCAGAUGGGAAAUUCCAAUGGACUUUCAUGAUGAAAGUGCAGGUGUGAAGGCCAGAGUCUUUUGUCGGUGAAAAGGUCGCCCUGGGGCCGCCCUCUUACUGAGAGGCCUAGGGUGCUGGAGCAGAACCAGUCUGGGCUGUAAGACGAGCUGACUUGGAUGACUCUGACCUCGGAGUGGCCGUCUUUGUAUCGCGCCUCCUCGAUUCGCGCCGUCUCGGCUGUAUUGUCCGGAUGCAGAGGUAGAGGGCUAUUGUUUCACGUGCGCCUACUCUAGCCUCCACAACACCUCACCCAAAGCUAGAGGGCGGGGGUCUGGGUUUGUGUGUGCAGGUUGUGCCCCACUGAAGGGGUUUACCCUCAGAAUUUGCCCUCACUGGAGGGGGGGGGGGGGUAGAGCAGCUCCUGGCUCUGCUGCUAUUGAUGGUGGUGACAGCCAGUGAGAAGGCGGCACUCCUGGCUCAAAGCCAGUCGCCGGCGUCGUCUGUAGUGCCUCGUCAGGCAGGUCGUGAGGGGCUUCUUGGACAGGAAGUGAGCGGGGGUGGGAGCGGGGGGCAGGAACCAUUAGGAUUCCAUUAAGGAAUGAAUGCGUAAUGUGUCCGUCAGGGGGUAACAAGAAAAAAAACGUACACAAUCUCAUCCCGAGCUGGCUUGCGUGUCUGUAAGCACAGGGCUUGGACUGCCAAGAGAAUGUACAGAAACAUUCCACAAUUCCAUGUUAUAUACUGUACAGCAAACCCUAUAUCAAUCCUUCUCGUCUUAUCUCUGCACUAGACUUUGACUUCUUCUUCAGUCACCUGCAGUCAUCGCAUUACAGUGACCCCCCCUGUGCAUUAACACAUGGCUAUGUACAAGCCCUUUAUCAGUAUGUCACAUUAAGGACUAGAGAAACCAAUCAUUAACACGUUGUCGUGUACGUUGUUAGAGCGUACCGUUUAGGGGAUAAAACAAACUAUAUAAAAAAAAAAAAAAGAUGCUACAAGAAGUGCCGUACAAAUAGAAUCAUAUUUUUGUUGGUUUUGUUUUGUGUGAGUGUACUGUACUCCUGUAUAAUGUAUAUUUUAAUAUUUAUAUGCAGCUGUUGUAUUAUUAAAGUAUAUUUUUAAAAUAGGUUUCUGUGCUCUUUUUUUUACUCGACAACCAGGUCACAUGACUCUGAAGUCAUCACUGGAACACACCGUCUCUAUCUAUCUCUAUUCACCAGCCUACCCAGUGGACAGUGCAAACUGGCAGGCAGAUCUUUCCAUCUUUGAUCUGGGUGGACACUCCCAUCAGUGAUGUCACGAUGGGGCCGGUUGUGUAAUGGCUAAUCAGCAUCACACAUGGUGUUAGAAUAGGAACCCUGUUGUGGAAAAGGUACCUGCUUUUAGGUUGCCAUCAAAAUGAUGCAUUGAUUAUCUUUGAAGUUAUAAAGGAGGAAGCAAGAGCUUUGUCUUUUAUAUACCUCAACAUUGUAAUGAUGUAACACCCGGGCAGUCUUUGAAUCGGUCCAAUUGUGCCCUCUAUAGUGCACUAUUUAGGUGUCCCCAUUUUGUAGUGAUGUGUUAUGUGUAAAAAUCUGGUCAGCUAUAAAAUGCUCUUAAUACCUACAAUGCACGAUAAAGUCGUGUAAAAUGCACAAUCUAUUUCUGCACUUUAGUUCAUGAUGCAUAGUGGGCGUCAUUGUCAUCAGAUAUAUCCAAUAGAGGCACCAAUAUUUUUCUUGUUUGUGUGACCAAAUAUCUCCUGUGUAACUACAUAAUUAUCGUCACAAUUCCCCCUAUACCUGUUCUUGACAGUGUACUAUAUAGUGCUCACUUUGUAGGGAAACUAGUGAGCAAAAAUCAAACACAGCCAGGGUAUUGGCUUGUUUAAGUGUGGACUUCCACGGCAAUUGGUCUCUUCAGUGUAUCCAUAGACCUUAUGUAAAGCUGGUUGCAUUGGCAGCGGUUUCAUGUGACCCUGGAGAGUGCUGAACGACUCCCCCUGCUGGUUUAAGUGUUCUGGUGUGUUUGCUUCAACACACGCCAACCCAGCAACACUUCAGCGUGUCAGGGGUUAAACGUUUUACGUUGGAAGUCGUUUCCCCAUUGGUUUAAAUAGCCCUCAUCCCCACUUAAACCAGUUGAAUAAGAGAAAAUAAACUGGGUCAAAUAAACAAACCCCCCAAAGAUGACAUUCGUAUUUAUGAAAAAGCAAGGAUUUAUUGUACUUUUUUCACAUGAAAUUAAGCAAUAUUGCAUCAAUCAGAGAAGGACAAAAAAUCAAGUCAUUUCCAUUGUAAUAGUCUUUAAGAUUGCACAAGGCCCAGCUCUGUUCAGACAUCCCUUAACUACUUGGCCAGGACUUGUCAUGCUGUCCAAUAGGAGCUGCAAGAUUGUCGCUUUUCAAACAUUAAAACACCCCACCGAAAUCUAGAGGAGGCGAGACGUACACGCGUCUUCUUCCUCAGACCACCUCCAGGUCUGUCAGUAGUCUCACAUUACUUAGUCUAUAAGUGGUUGAAGAUACGAGGCGUCUGAAUCGCAGGAGUGACCACCGGUUAUCACACACAGCCAGAGGAACCAAA